Messenger RNA from Varanus komodoensis (Komodo dragon), 2685 nucleotides. RefSeq names its product desmin (gene DES). The transcript is spliced from 9 exons. NCBI's taxonomy places the organism in Eukaryota, Metazoa, Chordata, Lepidosauria, Squamata, Varanidae. The record is from RefSeq and is a predicted model, not a curated record. The coding region runs from base 81 to 1469 and encodes 462 amino acids. Gene Ontology annotation, cellular component: intermediate filament; sarcolemma; cell-cell junction. Gene Ontology annotation, biological process: skeletal muscle organ development.
CUCCAGUCCUCCUCCCGACUCUGACUUGCUCACCCAGAGCAGCUGUGACCUUCCUGCCUCUGUCUUACCCAGCCGCCACCAUGAGCCAGUCCUACUCCUCCAGCCAGCGGCUCUCUUCAUACCGCCGUACCUUUGGUGGGGCUGGGUCGGCUCCGCCUUCCUUCCCGCGCGCCUCCUUUGGCAGCAAGGGCUCUUCUGCCAGCACCAUCUCCUCUCGUGUCUACCAAGUGUCCCGAGGUGCUGCUCCACCCAGCCUCUCCAGCUUCCGAACCAGCUAUGCGGCCCCGCUGCGCUCAGUCUAUCAAGGUGCUGGCGAGGUCCUUGACUUCUCCCUGGCCGAUGCCAUGAACCAGGAGUUCCUGCAGACACGCACCAAUGAGAAGGUGGAGCUGCAGGAGCUCAAUGACCGCUUUGCCAACUACAUUGAGAAAGUCCGGUUCCUGGAGCAGCAGAAUGCCCUCAUGGUGGCUGAAGUCAACCGGCUCAAGGGCAAGGAGCCCACACGGGUGGCUGAGAUCUAUGAAGAGGAGCUGAGGGAGCUGCGGCGUCAGGUGGAGAUGCUGACCAGCCAGCGAGCACGGGUCGAUGUGGAGAGGGACAACCUGCUCGAUGACCUCCAGAAGCUGAAGCAGAGGCUGCAGGAGGAGAUUCAUCUCAAGGAAGAAGCAGAGAACAACCUCGCCGCUUUCAGAGCAGAUGUUGAUGCAGCCACACUGGCCCGUAUUGACUUGGAGAGGCGUAUUGAAUCCUUGCAGGAAGAAAUUGCGUUCCUCAAAAAGGUGCACGAGGAGGAAAUUAGAGAGCUGCAAUCGCAGCUGCAGGAGCAGCAAAUCCAGGUGGAAAUGGAUGUGUCCAAGCCUGACCUGACAGCAGCACUGCGUGAUAUCCGUGCCCAGUAUGAGAGCAUUGCUGCAAAGAACAUCUCUGAGGCUGAGGAAUGGUACAAGUCCAAGGUGUCUGACCUGACCCAGGCAGCGAACAAGAACAACGAUGCCUUGCGCCAAGCCAAGCAGGAGAUGAUGGAAUACCGGCACCAGAUCCAGUCAUUCACCUGUGAGAUUGAUGCACUCAAGGGCACGAACGACUCCUUGAUGAGGCAAAUGAGGGAGAUGGAGGAACGCUUUGCUGGCGAGGCUAGCAAUUACCAGGACACCAUCCAGCGGCUUGAAGAUGAGAUCCGACAUUUGAAGGAUGAGAUGGCACGACACCUGCGCGAGUACCAGGAUCUGCUCAAUGUCAAGAUGGCUCUUGAUGUCGAAAUUGCUACUUACCGCAAGCUGCUGGAGGGUGAAGAGAGCCGCAUUUCACUGCCCAUCCAAACUUUUUCUGCAAUCAACUUCCGAGAAACCAGUCCAGAGCAGCGGAGCUCCGAGGUUCACACCAAGAAAACAGUGACCAUCAAAACCAUCGAGACACGUGAUGGGGAGGUGGUCAGUGAAGCUCUGCAGCAGCAACAUGAAAUGCUGUAGGUCCUGUUGUCCCCAGAGAGGCACCUGGCCCAUCUCAACCUUUUCCCUCCCACGUGCAAAGACCGUGGGGUCGUUGGCUCCCACACACUCUCCUUCACACUCAUUCUGUGUCCGCACCACUGGAGAACCUCACACACCCAACCGUGUGUGUGAAGCGCUCCCUGCAUCCAGUUCCCCAAAGCCUCUCUCCUUCUACUCCCCUUCUCCUCUUCUUACCUUGGAAGUUUGAGGUGAGGGGACUGCAAGCAAGGUGCAGCUCUGUGUGUGUGUGCAUGCGUGCGUGCUCAUGUGUUGGCAGCGGGGAGAGGCUUCCUGCCACUGUAGGGUCUGUAUCCCCUACCACUGCCUGCAAACAGAACUCUCGCCCACCCGCCUGUGCACGAUGCAUGCCCUGACCCACAAUAGUGUGCCCUGACGCCACGCGCAGCUUCACUCCCCCCCGAGCAUGGGCCCUGCCGCCCUGUCCCCGCAAGGCCCCUGGGUCACGGAACUGUCCGCUGGCACUCGAGGGGCAAGGGAAACGGAAGUGGGUGUAGCAGAGAAUGAGGAAGAGCCAACUGCCAGGCAUUGCCUCCAGGACCAAAGCCACAGAGCGCCCCUGCCCCCAGUGGAGCAGGACUCCUCGCUUGGGGGCUGACGGGCUGGUGUGUCUAGCUGCAGGUGAUGUCCUUCCCUCCAGCCCGGCAAGGCUCCUUGUCUUGACUUGCUCCUCCAGACGAGGGUUUACCUUUGCACCUCAGCCGGGGUUUCCUGCCAGUGCAGGGGGCAGAGGCGGAAGAGUGAGAAGAACCCCAAAGGAGGAGUGAGUGGGGCUAUUAGAGUAGGAGGCUUGGACUCUGAACAGGUUAAAUGCUCUGCUCCGGCUGCAAAGUGAGGUGCCUAGUCUGGGAUGGAGGCUAUUAGGGUCGCCGAGGAGAGGAGAAGGUUGCCAAAGGGCUGAUGCACCCUUCACUAGGAGAGGCUUCCUGUCCCAAAUCCCAAACCUGUCCUGCAGGGGCUGCCACAAGGGAGUGUUUUAGACUUAGGGGGGUUGGGCAAGAUUAAGAGAAGGAAUUGGCAGGUGAUGGAUAUAGGGGAGAGCGAGGGAGUGAGAGAUAGUUGGUGGGCAUGAGUGAAAGAGGAGAGAGGAGAUGGAGAGAGGCUGAAUGCCCCCGACCCUCCCAACCCAGCACAUACCUGGCUCUGCCGAGUGAGCAAUAAACCAUGGAGCACAAAA